Molecule: messenger RNA, 1512 nt
Organism: Ipomoea nil (Japanese morning glory)
Lineage: Eukaryota; Viridiplantae; Streptophyta; Magnoliopsida; Solanales; Convolvulaceae
Exons: 1
Coding region: 1-1512 (503 amino acids)
Molecular function (GO): zinc ion binding; nucleic acid binding
Source: RefSeq, a predicted model, not a curated record
AUGGCGGAAAUCGUAUCACCAGGAUCUAACCAGUGGACAACUCCGGCGGUCUCUCCAAGCGCUGCAUGGACAAGAAAGACUCCGAUUCCCCCGACAGAGGAGGAAUGGAGUUCGGAUGACGAUGUGAUGAAUGAAAAUCUGGCGAAAUCGGAGUAUCCAGUCAUCUUGGUCACUAAAGAAGAGAAGGAAAGAUUGAGAAGACCUUGGCGAAAGUCCCUCAUUAUCAAGCUUCUUGGUAAAACAAUUGGGUAUUCUUUCUUGUUGCAUAAAUUACAAAGGAUGUGGAAGCCGGAAGCACCGUUUGAGUUGAUAGCUUUAGACCAAGAUUAUUUUCUUGUGAAAUUCGAAUCUACCAGAGAUAUUGAGACUGCCAUGUAUGGUGGUCCAUGGCUAGUGCUCGACCAUUACCUGGUGGUGCAGCGGUGGGAACCCAAUUUUGACCCAAGAAACAAGAAAACCAAGAAAUUGCUAGUGUGGAUUAGAUUCCCGACCAUGCCCAUAGAAUAUUUUGAGGAGGAAUUUCUAAUGAGGUUCGGUAAGGAGCUGGGUAGACCAGUGAAGAUAGAUUUAACUACGGGAUUGGCGGCAAAAGGGAAGUUUGCAAGAGUGUGUGUAGAGAUAGACAUAUCACAGCCCUUAAUGCCCAAGUACGUUCUUGAUGAAAAGGAAUGGUUGAUUGAGUAUGAAGGCUUUCACCUUGUUUGCUUCGAAUGUGGUACCUACGGGCACCGCCAAGAGAACUGUGGUAAAAUAGCAGGGGUCGAGGUGAUGGAGUCUGAUCAACAGGAUGGAGGACAACCAGUUAGGGACCAAUCGACUGCAACCCAAGAACCACCUAAGAAGUAUGGCGCUUGGAUGCUGGUUCAAAGGAAGCAAAGGAGGCAGAGGCCGAAAGGCCAUGACAACCCAGGGUUGGCAAAACACCAGGAGGCUGCAAGAACAAGGGAUACAGGUUUUGAAGGUCUAGGCGAGCAGAGCUGCUUUGCGUCCCUAGAUGGCUUGGAGGAAGGACAGGUGGCCCAAGCUCAAGAAGAUCCACCCGGAUCGACGGAGGCCAAUCGCCAGAACUUUAAUCUGCCUAGGAUAAGAACUUCGCGCCCAAAUGUCCAGAAAUCCCCUAACAACGCUGUACCGGCGGAAUCUCAUGGGAACUCCAACCGGCCAAUUAUGUCGAAAAGAGCUCGAUCGGCAACGAGAGGUCGUGGGAGAGGCCAAAAUGCGAGGGGUGGAGUACACUAUCGGGCUCCCAACAGAGCAGCAGGGGAAACCGACCAUACUGUGGUUAGAGGGUCCAGAUUUGGGAAAGAAGUAGCAUCUACAGUGGUUUUUCAUGAAGAGUCAUAUCGGGAUUAUCCCAUUACUGCAGGGCUAGAGAAUGUCUUCAAGGAAAACCCACCGGACCAUGGAGGCACUUCGAGCAGUCAUAUUUUAGCAGAGAAUGAAACCUCGAUGGAGGGCGUGAAUCACAUAGGCCAUCUUGGCCCCCAGGAGCAGAGCUCUAUGCGCGUUUAG